Molecule: messenger RNA, 10014 nt
Organism: Electrophorus electricus (electric eel)
Lineage: Eukaryota; Metazoa; Chordata; Actinopteri; Gymnotiformes; Gymnotidae
Gene: scrib
Product: scribble planar cell polarity protein
Biological process (GO): establishment or maintenance of epithelial cell apical/basal polarity; neurotransmitter receptor transport postsynaptic membrane to endosome; neurotransmitter receptor transport, endosome to postsynaptic membrane
Cellular component (GO): adherens junction; postsynaptic density; basolateral plasma membrane
Molecular function (GO): protein kinase binding
Source: RefSeq, a predicted model, not a curated record
AGUUUGCAAAGUGAAUAAACAGGCAAAACUUUUAUUUUAAAUACUACUGAACGUUAGCUAAAUAGCUGUCGUGGUGUUCAAUAAUGGUGUAAAACAAUCAGCUUCCCACCGACCUCAGAGGCAGGCGACUACUGGUCUCAAACAAUUUCCAAGCCCUUCUUACCCCGAGACGAGAUCGAUGCCGGGAUCGUGUAGUAAAAAUAUAAAACGAAAAAUAUAUAAACAACAGAAAAGGGAAAAGAAACAAGUUAGGGUGGACUUCGGAUUUGCAAAUGCCUUGCUACUCCAUUUCAAAUACUGAAAGGGGUGUGUUGCGGAAGCUGCCCUCUACGUUCCCCACGGAAUAAAGCGCUUCUCAUAUCAACAGGAAUUCGUUAAGCUCCGGAGGUAAACGUUGGAAUAAAAAUACAAGUCAUUCUUCAGGUUCAUAAUUUUCCCAGUCUUAAGUAGAGGGAAACGUGAACACUAUUCAUAGAGUCCCAACUUUUACAAAUGUAUAAUGUCAAAUAUCACAUUGAAACAGGUGGAUUGUGUUGAUCUUUCUAUUAUACUGGUAGCGCACAAACACAACCAGUAGGAGGCGCACUUGUAUAACAAGCGUCUCUGGUGACUUUGUAUACGUGGUCAGUGACGCACACUACAGCAGGUCACUCUGUGUUGUGAAAUAACAGUAGAAAUAUUCAUCAUAAUUAAGCACUAUUUUCAAUAUCGCAUACGAGAAUGUCUGAAAAACAAUACCUGAACGUUGCCAAAAUGUUCCGACCUACUCAGAAGAGGUUUACCCGGCCCCACAGGCGGCUAGGUGUCCCCGUCUACUGGAGGACUGGCACCGCUGCGUGUGCUCCCAGUCCUCCAGACGGCUAGGUGUCCCCAUCUCGGCGGGGUGAAGCCCCGUGUGUGCGGGAGGGGCGCAAGGAGCGCGUCGCAGUCCCACCGUGAGGCGGAGCUGCGAAUGGGUUGGUGAGCGAGAAGCCAGUUUAACACCCCGAGCGUCGGCUACCAAAGCAGGAAACUCCCUGGCGAAUGUAGGCAGGAGUGUCGCUGGCGCAUGGCUCCGUUUUUGCCCUAUGAAUAACGGCGCAGUGGACGCUCCUUCCCCGGAUUGCUGGCGUCGUCUCGGACUUCCCGUCGCGGGCUGCAGAGGUCCUCUACCCGGCUGCGCCGAGCCGAGCGCCCCGUACACCACCCGGCCUGGCGCUGCAGGAACGCCGCGCUACGAGAGCCCGGCCUGCCGCUGCGCUCCGAGCCAAACAGCUAGCGUUUCGUUUACGGUUUUAUUAAUCGCAUAGCUGGCUUAGUGUUGUUUUAUCGCGAGGUUUUGGGGUCUUUUUGGAAGUCUUGGCUGGUUAAAUCUGGACAUUGUCGUUGAAUGCUGGUCGGUUAGCUGGAGCGGCGCGUCGUUGUUUCCCCAGCAAAAGCCCAGCUACAGGACGGCGGUCUCGGCACGGAGUGUCUGAAGUCGCUACAGGACGGCGUUCUCUGUAGCGAUUGUGUCUUCAGCGCAGGUGGAAAUAAAUUAGUUAAACACGAAUGAAUCCCCGAGGUCCGAGCGUUGGGUGAUGGCCCGGAGCGGUUGAUACAAAAGCCGAAACUGGCUCAGAUCUUCCCGCAGCCUGGCCGCGUUUGCUUCGCUCGCUGGCUACUCGAGCUGGUCCGCCGGUGUAGCAGCACACCGCGGGUUUGACUUAUUUUAACGGCCUGUUAGGAGAUGUGAGCUCUAGCUGUCCUUGCGGUACCAACACAUCUGUCCGAACUAAAAUAGUUUGUAGUGAUUUCUGGCUCUGCAUGCAAUGAGCACACUGCCUCGCCCCUGCUGAAGUGUCUGCGCUACACGCCCCGGGAGCCCUGUCCCGGACGGGGAGGAUCACGCCUACGGACCCGAACCUCCUCCCGCCAGCAUCUCCAAUGCGGAGGGUCUGAUCUUGGGCGGACAUGCUGAAGUGUAUCCCUCUGUGGCGCUGCAACCGCCACGUCGAGUCUCUGGACAAGCGGCACUGCUCCCUGCACAGCGUGCCGGACGAGAUCUACCGCUACAGCCGCAGCCUGGAGGAGCUGCUGCUGGACGCCAACCAGCUCCGAGAGCUGCCCAAGCCUUUCUUCCGGCUCUCCAACCUACGGAAGCUGGGUCUUAGCGACAAUGAGAUUCAGAGACUGCCCCCCGAGGUGGCCAACUUCAUGCAGCUUGUGGAGCUGGACAUCUCCAGAAAUGAUAUUCCCGAGAUCCCUGAGAGCAUUAAGUUCUGUAAGGCGCUGGAGAUAGCAGACUUCAGUGGCAACCCCCUCUCCAGAUUGCCUGAUUGUUUUACACAGCUCAGAGCACUAGCUCACCUUGCACUCAACGAUGUGUCACUACAGUCUCUACCAAAUGACAUAGGAAACUUGGCUAACCUGGUAACUCUGGAGCUGCGGGAGAAUCUACUGAAGUCUUUACCCAACUCUUUGUCUUUCCUGGUGAAACUGGAACAGCUAGAUCUAGGCAGCAAUCAACUGGAAGUAUUGCCGGACACGCUCGGGGCUCUGCCCAACCUCCGGGAGCUGUGGCUGGACAGGAACCAACUCUCCUCGCUACCUCCAGAGCUGGGCAAUUUGCGGCGGCUGGUGUGCCUGGACGUGUCGGAGAACCGGCUCGCCGAGCUGCCCUCGGAGAUCAGCGGCCUCGUUGCCCUCACCGACCUGCUGCUCUCUCAGAACCUUCUGGAAACCGUGCCCAACAGCAUCGGUUCCCUGAAGCAGUUAUCCAUUUUUAAAGUGGACCAAAACCGCUUGGUGCAUCUAACUGACUCCAUCGGUGAAUGCGAAAACCUGACGGAGCUGAUGCUCACAGAGAACCUGCUCCAGUCUCUCCCGCGCUCCCUGGGCAGACUGAAGAAACUCACAAACCUGAAUGUGGACCGCAACCGCGUGAGCAGCGUGCCGGCCGAGCUGGGCGGCUGCGCCGGCCUCAACGUUCUCUCGCUGCGGGACAACCGCGUAGGCAGGCUCCCCGCCGAACUCGCCCGGGCCACCGAGCUGCAUGUGUUGGACGUGGCUGGCAACAGGCUGCAGAAUUUGCCCUUCUCCCUGGCCAAUCUGAACCUGAAGGCCAUGUGGCUGGCGGAGAACCAGUCCCAGCCCAUGCUCAAGUUCCAGACGGAGGACGACGAGCGCACAGGAGAGAAGGUCCUCACCUGCUACCUACUGCCUCAGCAGCCCACGCCCAGCCUGGAGAACCUGCUCCAGAGUAGCGUGGAUGACAGCUGGCCAACGGACACUAAUCUGAACAGAGUGUCAGUCAUCCAGUUCCAGGAGGAGACCAAGCCGGAAGACGAGGAUGAGGAGGCUGCUGCCGAGAGGAGGCAGGGCCUCCAGCGACGGGCCACACCUCACCCCAGCGAGCUCAAAGUGAUGAAGAACGUGAUCGAGGCGAGGAGGAACGAGCCGUACACAGCCAGGCCAGACGACGACCUGGAGUCCCCCGACGGCGAGGAGAAGCGGUUGAGCGCCAUGUCCAAUCACAGCCACGAUUCCCAGGCCUCCGACAGCACAGCCUCGGCUAAUUCCAACGAGGAGAGGCGAGGGUUAAACGCUGGCGGGGAGGAUCUUAACAAACAGGAACCACCACAGGAAGAGGAGGAGCUCGAUGAAAUGGAGGUGGAAUAUAUCGAGCCCACUGUGCACUUCGCGGAGGAGCCCAUCAUCCAAGGUGACGAAGAGGAUGAGGAGGGCGAGAAUGGUGACGAAGACGAGGGCUCCGCCCUGCCCCCGCCCGCUGCCGAGAAGCAGCGUCUUAUCCGCAAGGACACGCCACACUACAAGAAACACUUCAAGAUCACCAAACUGCCCAAGCCCGAGACGGUGGCUGCACUGCUUCAGGGCUUCAACGCCGAGGGCCUGUCCCCGACCGCGCGCACGCCCGAGGAAGACGAGGAGGAGGAGGAGGAGGCCGCGUCGGACAGCACCCCCUUGCUGCAGAGGGAGGACGUGGCUCAGAUGAACAGCUCCGCGCUGCAGCCAGUGAAGGAAACAACUCCAUCUCCUCCGCCAGAUUUUUCCCAAGUGCCGUGCAUGAAUGGGGUGUCAUUUGAUCAAGUCAAUAAUCUGCUGAUUGAACCUGCUCGCAUUAAGGAGGAAGAGCUUGUUCUGACUAUCCUGCGUCAAACCGGAGGACUAGGGAUCAGCAUAGCCGGGGGUAAAGGAUCCACUCCAUACAAGGGAGAUGAUGAGGGUAUCUUUAUCUCCAGAGUGUCUGAGGAGGGCCCAGCGGCACGUGCUGGGGUCAAAGUGGGAGACAAACUGCUUGAGGUGAACGGCGUGGGCCUGCAGGGCGCCGAGCACCACGCGGCCGUCGAGGCCCUGCGGAGCUCGGGGGCGGCUGUGACCAUGGUGGUGCUGCGCGAACGCAUGGUGGAGCCGGAGAACCCCAUCACUACUACACCCCUCCGGCCCGAGGACGACUACUUCCCCCGGGAGAGAAGGUCCGGCGGCUUGCCCUUCCUCCUGGAGUCCGGCGAGGGCGCGGUGACUGGCGGACCCUGCCAGCGCCUGGCCACCUGCCUGGCGCGCAACGACAAGGGUCUUGGCUUUAGCAUCGCCGGGGGUAAAGGCUCCACGUCCUACCGGACGGGAGACAUGGGAAUUUACAUCUCUCGGAUUGCAGAGGGUGGAGCAGCUCACAGAGACAACACCCUCCACGUGGGAGACAGGGUCAUAUCAAUCAAUGGCGUAGACAUGACAGAAGCCAGGCAUGACCAGGCAGUAGCGCUGCUUACCAGCACCUGCCCCACCAUCACCCUGCUGGUGGAGCGGGAGCAGUCCGGCCCUGGCGGCUCCUCGCCACGCACGCGGGCCCAUUCGCCCCCUCCCCCGGAGCCCUCAGACUCCCCCGAGCAAGAGGAGGCCGGAGACGAGCGCACGGCCAACCACCUCGGCUGCCCCAUGGAGGACGAGUACCCCAUAGAGGAAGUGACACUGGUGAAAACAGGGGGUCCCCUGGGCCUGAGCAUUGUGGGGGGCAGCGACCACGCCAGCCACCCCUUUGGCAUCAACGAGCCGGGAGUGUUCAUCUCAAAGGUCGUCCUCCACGGCUUGGCGAGUCAGAGCGGACUCCGCGUGGGCGAUCGCAUCCUGGAGGUGAACGGCAUCGACCUGCGUCACGCCACGCACCAGGAGGCCGUCAAAGCCCUGCUCUCCAACAAGCAGGAGAUCUGCAUGCUCGUGCGCAGAGACCCCUCACCACCCGGCAUGCAGGAAAUCGUCAUCCACAAGCAGCCAGGGGAGAAGCUAGGCAUUAGUAUCAGGGGAGGAGCCAGAGGACAUGCCGGCAACCCCUUGGACCCUACAGACGAGGGCAUCUUUAUCUCAAAGGUGAGUUCGAACGGCGCAGCGGCGCGGGACGGCCGCCUGAAGGUAGGCAUGCGGAUCCUGGAGGUGGGGAACCACAGCCUCCUGGGCAUGACUCACACGGAGGCUGUCCGAGCCCUGCGUGCCACUGGAGACACUCUACUAAUGCUGGUGUGCGAUGGCUUCGACCCCGGGAACGUGGCAGGCGUGGAGGCGUCCCCGGGCGUGAUCGUCAACCCGUUCGCGGCGGGCAUCGUGCGGAAGAACAGCAUGGAGAGCAUCUCCUCAAUAGACAGGGACCUGAGCCCAGAGGAGAUGGACGUCAUGCAGAAGGAGGUCGAGAUGGCGAGGGAGACGUCUCAGUGGGAGCGGGAAGAGAUGGAGAAAGUGGAGCGUAUGCGCGUGGAGCGCGAGGAGGCUACGCGUCUGUUGGAGGAGGAGACUGAGACUUUGAGCACUGGGCCUCUGAAACUGGACUACAAGACCCUGGCAGCCCUUCCCACAAGCAGCUUGCAGAAAGUCACUCGGCUCUCUCCUUCCUCGGCCGAUUCCUGUCUCAUGGAGGCUGCUCUUCAAGCCACGCAGGCCGGCUCUGUAGACGUCCUGUGCUUUGAGACCGCUCACGCUACGCUGUACCCUGUAGAUGCCCCUGCCUUCGCCCAAGCCCCACUGCCUUGCCCGGUCUCAAGCCCGGCAGGGCCCAAACUGCCCCCAGCUGCCGUGCGGGAUCCUGUUCCGGAACCCGCGGUUGCGCGGGGAGCGCCGGACGAGGAGGAGUGUCUCGUGGACUCUCAGCCAAUCUGUUUCAGUGAAAACCCUUUCCUGGUAGCCAAUCGUAAAAGCAAGGGCCGCCCUCCCGAAGAGCACAUCCUGUCAGGCCCGCCCACAGGCUACGGCAGGCACGGCCAGCUUCAGCCCUGGCUGUACAACAAGGCUCCCUCCGCCGACGCCCAAAGGAUCGACAGCCCCGUGCGAGACGCCCUUUACUCGCCCGGUUCUCAACCUCUCUCCACCUCUCCGGCACAGGGCAGGGAGACACGAUUUGCGAGCAUACAUUUCACCUCCCACUCGCCUGCCAAGGACCAUUCAGCCACCAAGCCUGGUGCCAUCCAGCCCGUUUCCCGCGUGCGGUCUGCAGCUUCGCCUCCCAGCCGGGAUGGCCACAGCAGUCCUAACCCGUUCCAGCACGGCCCGCCGGCCUUCAACACCCAGACCGCCCCUCGCGAGCCCUCCCCCGACACCUUCGACGAGUUCCCCGUCACUUUCAAGCGGGCGUAUAAAGCCUUUGCCGCUGUGCCGCACUCCGUGGCCGAGCCGGAGCCGCCGCAGGAUGCGUUUGGCCAGAGGAACAACAUGCAUCCAGCGCAGCUCUCGGCAGAGACGCCCACGUCGUGCGGCAGAGGCAGUCCCGAGCAGCGCUCGUUUCGUGACCGGCAGAAGUACUUUGAGAUUGACGUGAAGCAGCAAACGCCAGACAACAAGCCCAGGCCUCGCGUCUCGCUCGUGGGAGAGGAUGACCUGAAGAAAAUGAAGGAGGAAGCAAAGCGAACUGAGCAAAAAGCACAGGAGUAUUUGCUGGAUGAGGAUGAGGAGGAUGAGGAGGAAGAUUUAGCUAAGCAGGUGGCAGCAUUAAAAGCCCAUGGCAAGGUGCUCCUGGACGGCGUGGAGUACAGCGUGGAGUCGAUCGGCAGCCGCUCUUCUACUCCGCCCAGGCAGUGUGCCACGCCUCCCGGCUACUGUGCCACGCCUCCCGGCUACUGUGCCACGCCUCCCGGCUACUGUGGCAGCUCAGGGACUUCCUCUGUGGAUGGCAAAGGUGAUUCGCAGCGAAAUUCCAUGGAGGACAGCUAUAGACUCGAGCAGAGACCCAACUCUAUGACUGGACUGGUCCCCGUGUACCCCGGCGAGUCAGCCGCCCCCAUCCGGACAGCAAAGGCCGAGCGCAGGCACCAGGAGCGGUUGCGCAUGCAGAGCCCCGAGCUCGCUGUGGCUUCCGACAAGGAGCUGUCGCCUGCCGAGAAGCGGGCGCUGGAGGCAGAGAAGAGAGCCAUGUGGAGGGCGGCCAGGCCUUAUGGUCUAGAGGAAGAAGUUAGGCAAUAUGAACAAGACCUGGCAAAGAGGCUGUACCAGUCCCGUGUGAGGGCGUCGCUAGGCAACGCUGCAGCCCCUCCCACUACCUGCUCCUCUUCCUCUCAGCCCAGGAUGAAGUCUCUGGAGCAGGAUGCUCUCAAGGCUCAGAUGGUCAUUGCUAAGUCCAAGGAGGGGCGAAAGAGGGGCACCCUGGACCAGUUGACAGAGUCACCCUCCCCUGCUCCAACGCCCUCGCCCACCCCUAUGGAAGAUGUCAGUCCUCGGGCUGUGACCUCUCCGGGUCGACUGUCCCUGUCAGAAAAGAAGUUUGACUACCGACAAUUCGCUGCCAUUCCUUCUUCCAAACCCGUAUACGACAUUCAGUCUUCUGAUGCCGCAGAUGAUGUUCACUUCAUUGAUGAUGCCUCCACUAACCCACUUUCCUCUGUAGAUGCCAAGGUGCCGAUAGCUCCUGUCGCAGCCAAAUCUGCUCUAGAGGAGAUGGCUCUGUACAGCAACAAGCGCAAACUCCGGCAGGGCCGGCGAAGCCUGGAGACACCGGUUCCUACAUAACCGAACCACACGCACAGGGAUACACACACAUCCAUAAACCAGACAGAUUACGAUAGCACGCAUUAACUAGAUAUGUUAAGAGGUCUGAACUAAAAUGACACACGUUCACAGGAAUGUGUAAAAGACACAGACACACAGGUUCAACCACUCUGGAUUCAGUGCUCACCUUCAGCACAGCAGGUUUUUAAGGAAACACUACAGCUUCUCAUGUCGUGCACACCAGCUUUGCCUUUGCAGUUGACAGUCGGUAUAGACGCGCGCGGCUCCACCUCUCUGUUAGAUGCCGGGGAUGACAGACCUCAUACCAAACUCCAAACCGGCUUUAAUUCCUCUCCUUUUCUUCAGUUUGCGUUUUAGAAGCUGAAUUAUUUUUAGCAGAUUCUGGGUUCUUUUUAACAAUUCAAAUUCCGAUUUCAAUGCAAAAAUAAAUCGAUUUACACAAUAAAAUUGUAAAUGUAAUAAAUUUCACUAGCAAGCCGCCCAGAAAAUCAGCCAUUUUAACAGACUAGUCUGCUACCUUCACUGCCUAAUAUAGGCUGUUUUGGCCAUACUUUUAUGAUUUUAAAAACCCAUUUUAAACACCUUGUACCUAAUUUAUUACUGUAAUGUAUCUUAGCAUUCUUGCAUGGGCAUCCUUCUAUUUGAGGCUCUUACUUUUCUUUUCUUUUUUUUUUACAAGAUUGUAAACUUAUCGAAAUUGUGGGUAAGAAUACACAUCAGUUAAAAUUCAUUUUUUAUUCACUUUAUAUCCAUUACAAAAAUUGUCAUCCACUGUUUUGGAUCCAUAAAACGAUGCAAAUGAAAUGUUUUUUGUUAUUGUUUUCUCGGUCCCAUCUCAUGUGACCUUCAUGUGACUUUACUGCUUUAAACACUGUCAUUCUACAUAUCACUUUUAUGUGGCACAUAAACAAGCUGUCCGGUUUCAUUUUUGAUUGUCAGCUUAAACCAAACCUAGUGGCUUUCUAGUCUUCCUGGACCAGGACUAGGAGAAUAAAGGCUAAAGAAGGCACCAGUGUCAACAUGGAAAUAAACUUUCAGGUUGCAAUGGUGACUUCCUCAAGAAUAUCUGAAUGAACUCAACUUUUCAGUUUUUCUACUCGUUGCAUCAUAGUGCAUGUUAUUUGCUGGAACAUUCCCAAUGGCCAGACUGUCAGGCUGACUUGGGUAAUAUGCAGUAAAUAUCCUUUAUCCAGCUGGGCAAAUAUUCUCAAACUUUAGUGUUUUGAAGAGAAGAUCCACGUCCUUCUUAUCACCUCCAUCAACCCAUGGUACAUUUCUUUCUACUUAUGAUGUGGUUGAGGGAAGAACGAUGCAUUCCCUUAAUCGCUGUUUCCAUAUGAAAUCCCGUUCAGCUCUUUCCUCUGGGCCAGAUACUCCAGAGAGGCAUGUGAAGGUAGUAGAUAAUAUGAUUUUCCAAUCUAACAUUUGGUUAAUUUAAAUCUGAUGCCACUGAAAUUAUUAUUAUUGUGUGAAUAAUGUACAAAAAGCAAAAACCCAAGUUGAAACUGAGCCAGUCUGCGCUAAGACUGAUCCCGAUGAGGUCCAGACUGGGUGCUCUUUGCAUGUAUAUUGGCUUACUGCAAAUUUUCUUUCAAUCCUGGGUGAGGAAAGAGAAUUUUCAUCCCUCUCAAGAACGUUUGAUAUACAAACCAGUAAUUCUGUUACUUCAGUUGCCAUUUACACUGUGGUCAUAUGACUACCAUGUCAAAAAAAUGUUCAUUUAACUUUACUAAUCUUAGCUCUUCAUGUUGCUUUUGCUAACUGAAAUUCAGUUUUGCAUAACACUUUGGGAAUGGCUGACCUUUUAUCGUAUUUUUUAAAGACAGGUAGAAAUCACAUUUUCAUGUCAUUAGUGGGAUUCACUACAUUCUUGCAGCAGAACAGUUUUGAUCACUCCCUGUUCUUUUGAUUUCUUUGGGGGCUUCUUUGCUAAAUGGGGAGGGAGGGUCCGACACCUGGGGGUAGAUCAUUCAGGACUGUAACUAGUGAAUUUGUACAACCAAAGAAGUCUAUUUUGUGGUUCAGGAAUAAUAAAGUUUACUUUUCAUUUAA